AUGGGCCGGAACGAUGGCAAGAGGGCCUAUCUGCCCAUCUUGAUCAUUCCUGGCUUCAUGUCGAGUGGCCUGGAGGUUGUGGAAUCCCAGAGCAAGACGGAAUGGGAAGGCAAGAGGAUUUGGCUCAACUUGUCCAGUCUCGGCUUUCAAACCACCUUUUUGAGGAGUGCCAAGGACGAUUACAAGGAAGCGCCUGAUGAAGGGUCGUCACAGUUGAACGACCCUCGCAGUGAUGCAUUCGGUGAUCCCAGGUCGGCUGUUCUUCGCAAUGCCUGGUUGCAUCACAUGUCACUCCAAAAGGAUAUGGUCACUGAGCGAGAUGGUGUCCGAGUCAGGAACAUUUCAGGUCUAGCCGGUGUGGACUACCUCACUCCCGGUGCUCUCCUCAACUAUGUAUCCUAUGUUUUUGGGCCCAUGAUUCUAGCAUUGCAACAAGUGGGUUAUAAGGAUGGCCAAAAUUUGGACGCCGCACCGUACGAUUGGAGGUUACCACCCUGUGCCUUGGAAACCAGAGACUCCUAUUUUACACGCACCAUGGGACAGAUUGAAAAAAUGUACAAAACCAGUCGCGAUACACCCGUGGUGCUAGUGUGUCAUUCCAUGGGUUGCAAGGUUGGCCAUUAUCUUCUCAAUUUUGCCAAACAAGCACGAGGCCAGGAAUGGAUUGACAAACACAUCCAUACCUACUGUCCCAUUGGGGCACCUCAUUUGGGUGCCCCAAAGGCACUGAGGAGUUUGGUCUGUGGGGACAAAAUGGGAUUGGAUACCUUCUUGUCAGAUGCCGAAGCUCUGGUCUUGGGACGGUCUCUGGGAUCUGCGCCAUUCUUAGUACCGGAAGAGUUACCCGACAAUGCAACACCCCUUGCCAUUCUCCGCAUGGAUGGAGCCAUUGAAGUCACUGUACUGAAUUCCAUUGACACGGAUGUAUUCCUGAGCAAGCGAGAAGCGGGACAUGCUCCUGGAAAAGUCAAAGUCACGGUUGUUUUUGGCGGUUCGAGCCUCACGACGCCCUAUAACGCCAUCAAUGAACGACAACGAGUCCAUUUCUACGAAGACUUUACCUUUCGAACAGAAGACAAGGGACCCAAAGACCGUGACAAACUGACAAUCUUCCUCUGUGAACCAGGUGUUAGCAGCGCACGUAGGAGCGUCACCCCUAUUCGUCAGGCACACUUGGGGUGUCGAAAUUGCUUCUUCAGUCCCUGGAAGGCCAAUUUUUGUGGCAAUGAUGCCAAAUGGGCGAUGCCUAGCAAAGAAAACAAAGUAUUGUUUUGGCUCAACAUUCUCUUCUUUUGGUGGCUCAUCUAUCCAAUUGUCCGCUAUUCCAUCGAAUUCUCCUUCAAGAUUGCCUUUGGAGUUACGUAUGGUGUCUUUUGGUGUUUGAUCAGCGGUACCGUCAUGUCUGCCGAUGAAUUCUCCAAAGUCUCUGGUGGAUCGUCCGUGUUGGCCAUGGCACGCAUUCCCCACGUCCGCAGGGAGCUAUUCCCUGAUUCAUCGGCGCGAACGGACAAGGCCAAGCAAGUGGACAUGGAUAUAGACUUGGUGAGCUACCGCGACAUGAGACGCAUCUGUGGCUGGUGCUAUGACAAACGACGAACGAAGCUUCGCGUCCGAAUCAAGUGGAUUCCACCACAAAGUCUACCACAACCCCGCAGCAAGUGCCGGCACAUUAUAGCCCAACCCACGGAACAAACCCAAUCCAUCAAGGGUGUCGUGGAACUGAACAAGAGAAAAAAGAAGAAGAAAGCGGCGUUCACGGCACGUUCGGGCUACGACAUUUUGCGAGCCGAAGGUCUCUUCACGGUGUUUGAUCACAUGGAUCAAAUGUACGCGAAGGAUCCGCUCGAUCCACGAGGCUUUUCCUCCAAAGAUGCGCCUCCGGCACGGGUAAUCAAAGCAAUCUACGGUGUCAACCUUCCUACCGAAGUGGGUGCCAUUUUCAAGCGCCUUCGAGCAUCCAUUGGUAUACCCAAUCACGUCCGCAACCUUUUGGAACCGGACUGUAACGCUGUCCUGAAAUUGAACCCCGAUGGGGUGGUUGUGAAGAAUGGUUGUAUCUACGAGACGAAUGCUGCAGGCAACAAAAGCGGUGACGGUACGGUUCCGUACUGGAGCCUGAGCCAUGUCCGCACGUGGGAACGAGACUGCCAGGUGACUGUGGAUGAGAUUGAAGGAGCCGAGCAUCGAGAGAUAUUGGCCGACAAGCGACUUCACCAGCUUUUGAUAGACUACUGUUGUGCCAAAUAUGCCGUCCCGGAAGAUACAGUGUAA
Messenger RNA from Seminavis robusta, 2271 nucleotides. Lineage: Eukaryota; Bacillariophyta; Bacillariophyceae; Naviculales; Naviculaceae. The record is from the annotation of a GenBank genome assembly.